AUGUGCUGGUCUUUCCGUCUAGGCUUUCCAAGCAACAAAUCACCCAAGCGCUCGUCGUCGAGCGAGAAGAAUGGUCGGAAGACACGGGCAGAGGAAGCGCAGUUCGAAAGAGAGUAG
Plenodomus lingam JN3 is the source of this 117-nucleotide messenger RNA. Lineage: Eukaryota; Fungi; Ascomycota; Dothideomycetes; Pleosporales; Leptosphaeriaceae. The record is from RefSeq and is a predicted model, not a curated record.